AUGAAGCGAAGGAACGAUUACAAAGUGGCCAUGGCCGAGAGCGUCGAGCUGGAGCCGCUGGGCGGAAUGGAUAAGCUUUCCGAGACCGACAGCAAAAAGCGGAACGGCAUAAACAAAUUCGGUGGCGACAGUUCUUCUCGCCCGGUGCGCGAUGGAGUGGCCGUUUGCUCGCAAAAACGAGCCCUAUUCGUGACGGCGAUCGUGCUGGGAACUUUGCUUGCAACGGCCCUGGUGAUAGCGUACGCAGGUCCACAGACAGUUUGUCCGUGUGCUGGCAAAAUACCCCCCGGUUACGUGCCCGAUGGAUACAACAGCUCGGAACCGUUUUUACCGAUCGCCACCAAUGGGCAACCAUUCCCGUGGUUGCUGCCGACGUUGCCGCUGAACGUGAAACCGAACCGGUACAUUCUGACGAUACAUCCCAACCUGACGACACUGGAUGUAAAAGGGCAAGUAUCGAUAGAAUUGUACGUGGAAAAGGAAACCAACUUUGUGGUUUUGCACGCACAGGAUCUCAACAUAACCGAAAAGGCGUUGGUUGGACCGAAAGGAUUCGCGUUGAAGAUCCUCCGAAUACUCGAAUAUACCCCACGCCAGCAGUUGUACAUCGAAACGCGCGAAAAGCUGCGGAAAAAGGCAAACUACACGCUGAGCAUACGAUGGCACUCCAAGAUGAUACUGGACCAGUUCGAGGGAGAUUUCGAUUUGAAGAAAACGCUGGCGGCGACGGUACUUAAGCCGGGUAGCACCCGAAAAGCGUUUCCCUGCUUCGACGAGCCUCACUUGAGAGCGGCUUUCAAAAUUUCCCUUUUCCGUGACCGGUUCCACAUAGGACUGUCAAAUUCGAUCGUGCAGGAUACCGAUGAUGUUGGGUUUUACAUGGGAACCGGUUUGCUGAGAGACGAUUUUGCCGAAACACCACCACUUCCACCGGACUCGGUUUCGUGGGUCAUCAGUGACUUCAAGCGGGAGCUGCUUGAUCCGUCGUCCAAGUAUCAACGGGUGAAUGUGAGCAACCAAGCGGGUGGAAAAGCGGGUUCAGUUCCAGCAACCAACGGCAAGCCUGCACCAUCGUCGAAGGUUGCCAAAACGGAGAAGAAACCAUUCCGCAACCUGACGGCGGUAUUGCUGUCGAAAAAUUUGUUCAAACUCACCAACAACCUGCCCUCGAAGGAUCCAACACCUAGCGAGACGAACGGCACGGCCAACGCUCUAGACACCGGAAUGGCAAAGGCGAAUGGAUCGAUGCCCCCGGAACAGGAACUGCUUUGGAAUGGUGAAGCACUGGUGGUAAAAACCGCCCCAGCGUACUCGUUCUACGCCCCAGAAACGCACAUCGCCAAGGGUACCUUCAUUCUGCACACAUCCCGAGACAUACUGGAGUACUUGCAGCAGUGGCUCUCGGUCGCGUAUCCGCUAUCAAAACUGGACUUCGUUGCCCUCCCGGCGUUGCUAGAUGACCUGUCCAGCUCGCUCGGGCUGAUCGUGUGUCGGACUUCGUUUCUGAACGAACCAACCGCCAUCUCCUCCAAGGAGUACCACAUGUCGGUCGUGAAGAUAUCCGAGGGUAUCGUAAAGCAAUACUUUGGCGGGCUGAUCUCUCCCAAGACCUGGAAACACAAGUGGCUCUGGGAGGGAUUGAUACGGUAUCUGAGCCGUUUCUUGCUCGCCACCAUUCAACCGCUGUGGCCGAUGAAAGAGCUUUUCCUCAUCGACACGCUCACCAAAGCGCUGGACAUCGAUGCGCUGCAGGGUUGGGAGAGCAUCAACGCUGGCGCUAGCGAAACCGGUGAUAACGAUCCGUUCUACGUGGACAAAUCGGCCGCCUUGCUGUCGAUGCUGCAGUCGGCCAUCGGCGAGCGCAACUUUCGACAGUGUUUAGGGAAAUUUUUGAAAACAUACCAAUUCCAAACGGCCGAACCGGCGGACCUGUGGGCUAUCUGCGCGAAGCAGGUCAACAAUAGUAAGUACGUGCGUGAAAUGAUGAACCAGUGGACCAACACGGCCGCCUUUCCGCUGCUGAACGUAACGAUGAACGGGACCAGCCUGAUUGUGCGGCAGGCGGACUUCCGGCCGGCCGAGUACCUAGCGAUCUACGACGAACCGAUGGAGGAUAUUGAACGAAACGGGCCGGAGUCGACGGACCGAGGCUCUGCGACGUCAACGACGACGACGGUCGCCCCGGCAGGUGAAGCUGCGGGAAAAGCGGGAUCCAGGUGGAUCUUUCCUAUCCAUUACAUUACGGACGUGCUGAACGCGAACGGAACCACCACCAGCGAGGAAAGGGAGCGCGAGCAGCAGAGUUUAACAAUAUGGUUAAACGCAACUGAAGUUACCAUCACGUUAAAUCAUACCGCACAAUGGAUCAAGCUAAACCAUAGGCAGACGGGAUAUUAUCGCGUGCUGUACGAUGAAGCGAAUUGGGCCAAGCUGGUCGAGCAAAUGCAAAUUAAUAAUGCAGUCUUUAGUACACAGGAUCGCGUUGGGCUCGUGUCGGACAUUUUCACACUCUGUCACGCCAAUCUCAUACCAUGUCACGCGGCGAUGGAGCUGAUCUCGUACUUCCCGAAGGAAAAAGAGUGGGGCCCGAUCGUGCUCGGCACAAGCCACUUGGAAAAGUGGCGCAAGAUACUGAAGUACUCCGAGUGUUACCUCGUGCUGGCUGAGUACGUGCGGCAGAAUUUGGCCAAAUCGAUCCAAGUGCUGGGUUGGGAGGACUCCGGUGAGGACGAAGCGAAGCUACUGCGGCCGGUGUUGAUGCUCAGUGCGGCCCUCUGGGAAGAAGCGGACACGAUCAAGUUCGCCAAAGCGCUGGUGAGCAACUUUACCGCGCACGCCGUACCGAUACCGCCGAAUUUGCGCGCCGUAGCCUACAUCGGUUCGGUCCUGUCCGGCGAGUUUCAAUACUGGCAGUUCUGCUGGGAUCGGUACAUAUCCGUGCGUCGCGAGAAAAGUUCCGUGCUGGAGGAACGCAUGGAAUUGUUGCGGGCGCUCGGCGUCACCAAGGAUGCAUGGCUGCAGAACCGGCUGCUGUCGCACGUCAUCACAUUGCCGGUGUUUGAGAUCGUGCAGGUGCUGGAGGCAAUCGCUGGUACGCCGACCGGCGGAGCGAUGGCUUGCCGGUUUCUUCAGGCGAAAUGGUUCGAUUUCCAGUCCAAGCUUGGUCGCGGUACGGUUCAUUUCGCGCGCGUUAUAUCCGCCAUCACGCAGUACGGUUCGACUAAGUUUGACUACGAUGAGCUAAAAUCACUGGUAGACAGAUUUGGAGAUGGACCUGGGCUGAAACUUCUCAACAUGACGCUCAGCACGGUGGCAGCCAACGUCGAAUGGGUCAGUCGUUCGCAAGCAUCCAUAUACAGCUGGAUCGAGAACAAAUAUCACUUUUGAUUUCAGAAACGAGCAAUAGCGGAUAGCUUGUAGGUUUUGUUCUCCUUCUAGUCCAAGAUUUUUCAUCUAUACUGCGAAACUUUUUUUCCUUUAAUUAAACUACUUAUUUUAGUGUUGGAUGCUAAAAGGGGGGGACGCGUAUGACAAAGGAUUAGGAAAAAAAAAGGAAAAAAGAAGAGCAGGGCGAAUGAGUAAAUGAGAGAAAACAGAGCGUGGAAAACGAAGGACAAUGUCGAUGACAAGAAACCAGAAACGCAAGGAUGCAUUUAUCGUAGUACAAUCUCAAGACUCCUUUUAUAGAUACCAAGAGGACGGCGCGUGCAGGUGGCGAAGUGUUCUUCAAUCUUCCACUGUCUACGUUUAGGUAUAUAGGUGUAAAUAUAUAUUCUAUAACAUAUAAGUUACCAAAGAAUGCAAAGAAUAGUUUGUGUGAUCGACAAUUUAUAUCGUAUAUCUCGCCAGUAACAUAAGGAACACAUAGCGAAAGGACGCGUAAAUCAUACCAAAACCAAACACAAAAAAAACCUGCAACAUGAAAUGAUAGCGAAAAUGAGGGGCAGCACGAUGGCAACAGCUAACCCCCUGGUGUGUUGUUUUAAUUGUGCGUUUAGCUGUUUCUAGGCUGUUUUUGUGCUGAAUAUAUACUGCUAGGUGCAAACAACCCAGUUUUGGACUCGGAAAUACUCCCCAACAAGCGAAGUGCAUGGAUUAGGUGAAGAGGUGAAGCACAGAACGAUGAUGAUCUGAUCGGCAUGAAACAAAAUGAGCAAUCCUAUGUUUGGUGUUUGGUGUUACUCCACCAGAAUUCCACCGUUUAGCAGCAGUGAUUUAGGUUCAAUAUGAAUAAUCAGUGGUCAGUAUUGGGUUAGCACAUAUAUCUCUCAGACUCAUGUAUUUUCUUUCCAUAAAAGCGAUACAUUGAAGGAGCCGCGCAUACCAUGG
This is a messenger RNA of Anopheles coustani, 4329 nucleotides long. Its product is annotated as aminopeptidase N. Gene Ontology annotation, cellular component: cytoplasm. Lineage: Eukaryota; Metazoa; Arthropoda; Insecta; Diptera; Culicidae. Gene Ontology annotation, molecular function: metalloaminopeptidase activity; peptide binding; zinc ion binding. The transcript has 11 exons. Gene Ontology annotation, biological process: peptide catabolic process; proteolysis. The record is from RefSeq and is a predicted model, not a curated record. Bases 1 to 3387 code for a protein of 1128 amino acids.